Molecule: messenger RNA, 1328 nt
Organism: Phycodurus eques (leafy seadragon)
Lineage: Eukaryota; Metazoa; Chordata; Actinopteri; Syngnathiformes; Syngnathidae
Product: urotensin-2 receptor-like
Exons: 2
Coding region: 476-1243 (255 amino acids)
Biological process (GO): neuropeptide signaling pathway
Cellular component (GO): membrane
Molecular function (GO): urotensin II receptor activity
Source: RefSeq, a predicted model, not a curated record
AUAUAUGAUUUAAUGUUUUAGAUUUGUCAACUUUUUAAAAAUAUCAAUCUGUUUCCUGUUCAUCCAAAAUUCCUAGAUUAUUAGACUACAGUCAAUGUUUCAACGGUGUCUUGAGGCGGUCCAAAACGUCACGUUGCUGUUUGUGAGUUGGGGUUUUCAGCAUUUUGAGAGGCAGUGCAGUGCUGCUUUAACACCCUACUGAGAGAGGAACCACAGAAAGAAGACGGGCGUCGGCUUCAAUCGACAAUCAACCGAUGAGACCUCAGAGAAAUCGGGAUUGAUUGGAAAUAUCGGCACGGAUGGAACAAAAGAUCUGAUGUGGACGUCACUCGGGAUGCCUUCAUGGGACAUCCUCACAAGGACUUGGAUCUUGACGAUUCUCGUGGGACAUCCCGAUGUUUAUUGAUGCCGUUGUUCUCGGAAUAGUCUUCUAGAUGAUGUCAUCAGAUUUCUGACAUCGACAUCUGGACCUGCAAUGAACUUUAAUGCCUCCAAUACCACUGGAGGCUCCUUAGAGAAUAGGAGCGGCGGCGCGGCUGGCCUUUGGGUGACGUACCUGCUGGGCGCCACCCUGACGGUCAUGUGGCUCCUGGGCACGGCGGGCAACGCGUACACUCUGGCCGUCACGCGCUCGGCCGCACCGCGCCGCACGGGCUCCGUCUACAUCUACGUGGCCAAGCCUGGCGCUGGCCGACCUGCUCUACCCGUCUACCAUCGGGGCCUCAUUUGGGACAUCUACCAAUGUUUUGUCUUGAAAUCAAACUCUCGCAAAAAGUGCAAAACUUUUGCCUUCAAGGUCUACGUGGGCGUUCUGUUCCUGACCACCGUUCUUGUCCCAGGCCUGGUCAUGGUCUUGCUGUACGCGGGCCUCGCCAAGCGCUACUGGGCAACCCAGGCCCGCCUAGGAGGACGCGAACGCUCGGCCCGGCGGCGAGGGCUCAAACACCUUGUGGUGGUGAUGAUCUUCAGCAUCGUGGUGGCCUACUGGGCCUGUUUCCUGCCCUUCUGGGGAUGGCAACUGACCCAGCUUUUCUCGCCGGAGUCCCUCAAAGCUCUAUCCCCAGCCACUCACAAUUAUGUCAACUUUUUUGUCACCUGUCUGACCUACAGCAACAGCUGCAUUAACCCCUUCCUCUACACACUGCUCACAAGAAACUACAAGGACUACCUUGCCCAGAAAGGCCAGUCCACGGUGGCCAGCACGAUCGAGCUGACUGGAAGCUCGUUGUUUAGGAAGUCUUGAGCAAAGCAUUUGACUCAAGGUUAAGGCCAUGACUUCAAGAUGGUGCUCAUGAAGACAGAAGAGACUAUCCUAGAUGAUCCAUCCA